UUGUCAGUAGAUCUGCACCUUGUAGUGUGGAGGGACUGAAUCAUAUCUAUACAUUUGUCUUUUGAAAGAGUUUGAAAAGAGUUGUGUCUGCUACAGAGAGGUUUGUGCGAUGCAGUACUGCAGUACACGGGGCGGGGUCCGAGGAUUGGACUUCAGGGACGUGCUGUUUUCGGGUUUCGCUCCGGACGGGGGGAUGUUCAUGCCGGAGAGCCUCCCUGUGCUGAGCCCUGACACCCUGAGGAGCUGGAGGGGGCUUCCCUACACCAAACUGGUGGUGGAGGUCGCCUCAAUGUUCAUCCCCUCUCAGCUGAUCCCCAGACAGGACCUGGAGGCCCUGGUGAGUGCAGCCCUGUCUGGAUUCUCAGUACCUGAGGUGGUCAGAGUGGCCCGGCUGAAGGACGGUCUGUCAGUCCUGGAGCUCUUCCAUGGAGAGACCCUGGCCUUUAAGGACCUGGCUAUGACCUGCACUGUGCGCUUCCUUGACUAUUUCCUGCAGAAGGAGAAGCGUAGGGCCACUGUCCUUGUAGGUACAUCAGGAGACACAGGUGGCUCAGCCAUCCAGAGCGCAAAAGGUCUCUGUGGGUUAGAUGUGGUGGUGGUGUACCCCCGAGGACGCAUCACUCCAGUCCAAGAGAAACACAUGAUCACCUGCCUGCAAGAUAAUGUCUAUGUGUUCGCAGCGGACGGCAGCUCAGACGACAUCGACCAGCCUCUGCGCCGCCUGUUUGCCGACCAGGACCUGGUUCAGUCUGCCGGCCUCAUGAGCCUCAACUCGGUCAACUGGUCUAGAAUCAUGAUCCAGCUGGCCCACUUCAUCCAUGCUUACCUGCAGCUCAGCGGUGUGGAGCAGGGCAAGUCCAACGCCCCCCUGCCUGAGCUGGAGGUGGUGGUGCCCACUGGGGGGGCGGGGAACAUCGCAGCUGGCUACAUUGUAAAGCAGAUGGGGUUACCCCUGAAGCUGGUGGCUAUGGUGAAUGCUAAUGACAUUGUGCAUAGAACCGUCACCACUGGAGACUUUUCCAUGGCAGCUGAUGUCACACAAACACUGGCCCCUGCUAUAGACAUCCAGGACCCGUACAACAUGGAGCGAGUGUUCUGGCUGCUGCUGGGAAAAGACAGCACUGCAGUGAAGAACAUGAUGGAGGAGUUUCAGAAUUCACAUAAACAUUCUCUGCCUGAAAAUCACCACAAACUGUUGUCACACGUUUUGUCUACUGGAACAGUGAAUGAUGAAGGCAUCCUGGACACCAUGAAGAGAUGCUGGGAGGAAAACCAGUAUGUGCUGUGUCCUCACACAGCUGUGGCUGUAUGGCAUCACUACAACUGUCCUCACACCCCCGGACUUAACAGGUGUUACAUUGCUACAGCAUCUCCAGCCAAGUUUCAGGCAGCAGUGCAGAAGGCUGGAUUGACCUUUGACCUACCAGAGGCAGUGCAGGCGUUGGAUAAGUUGGGGACACGUUAUGAGAACCUGGAACGGAGCCCGAACUGGUGCAAAGACUGGGAGGAUAGACUGAGAGAGAAAAUCCAGUAUGUGAGCUCAGCCAGGAGAAAAACAGAGUGACUUACAGAUGAGUUUAUGUUUGUAUCAAACUGGAAAAUAAAGUUUGACUUCAGGAAACCUGAUAGGACAUUAAACAUACUCUACACAUGGCUGAGGUCAGGUGAGGCAGAUUAUCCUUGAUCUAUGCACUUCCUUAUCUAGCUUUAGUAAAUCAUGUUGAUGGGAAAGGCCAUUUGUCUUUGAUGGACUUCGGUCUGUACUGUCAGAAACUUAACUUUGUAUUUUACUGUUAUAUCAUUCACCACAAACCAAUCAGCUGUUCACAAUGUUAAAUCUUUGUCCACAACUUUAACAUGAAUGCAAAAAAAUGUAUCUUAAAGAAUAAAAACAAGCCAUAUCUAUGUGUUCAUUUGUCUCAAAAAUAAUAAAAAGACCAAUUUUUAAAAAAGUUUAAUGGUCUCAGUAUAAACUUACUAUAGCACAAACUACUAUGUCUAUGUCAGUCCACACAGAUGAAAGGCCUGCUGAUUUAAAGGACAAUUGCAGUUUCAUUUUCAUAUUUCUGAGACUUAAUUGUGUAAUGAGUGUUAAUUACUAAUUACAAAUAUGUGCAGUUUUGGUGAGGACACAGGCUUCAUCAGUCUGAGUUAGUCAUAUCAAGUGAUAUCUGACACAUUUACAGUCUUUUUAGCAUCAAAUUCCCUCUUAGUGUUUCCCUGUUGAGCUGUGGUGGAAGUAUAGUAACAAAAAGAGGAACUUUGGUACUAAAAACACUGUAAUGUUUAAAUAUAGAAGAUGACGAUUUAACUCGUUCAGACAGCUGAAGCUUCAUAUUAGCUUCAGAUCAACUGUGGAUUUAGUGCAUUAUGAAAGGAUCUUGAAAGAGUCAUAAUCAUAUCAUAUUAAACUUGUGCAGUAACUGGUUUCUACCGCAGGGUGGCGCCCAGCUCACAUAAGCCACAUCUGUCUUAAUAAGGCUGGUUGCAUUCACUGGUUUUGCUUAAUGCCUGUGCAGCGCCAUAUCAAAUAGACAUUUAAAUUAUUAUUUUUAAAGAAGUUGAUUUGAGGUCAUUGCAAUCCUUUACUUAAAUAGAUUCCAAUAAACGGAAUAUUGCAAUAUCA
Messenger RNA from Scomber scombrus (Atlantic mackerel), 2626 nucleotides. It is a transcript of the gene thnsl2, whose product is annotated as threonine synthase-like 2. Gene Ontology annotation, biological process: dephosphorylation; 2-oxobutyrate biosynthetic process. The coding region runs from base 110 to 1564 and encodes 484 amino acids. Gene Ontology annotation, molecular function: pyridoxal phosphate binding. Lineage: Eukaryota; Metazoa; Chordata; Actinopteri; Scombriformes; Scombridae. The transcript has 9 exons. The record is from RefSeq and is a predicted model, not a curated record.